Entelurus aequoreus (snake pipefish) is the source of this 4918-nucleotide messenger RNA. RefSeq names its product FGGY carbohydrate kinase domain containing (gene fggy). Gene Ontology annotation, molecular function: kinase activity; phosphotransferase activity, alcohol group as acceptor. Gene Ontology annotation, biological process: carbohydrate metabolic process. Bases 122 to 2029 code for a protein of 635 amino acids. NCBI's taxonomy places the organism in Eukaryota, Metazoa, Chordata, Actinopteri, Syngnathiformes, Syngnathidae. The transcript is spliced from 4 exons. The record is from RefSeq and is a predicted model, not a curated record.
AACUGAGCUACGUACGGGUUCUUCGAGCCAUAGCAACCUGACUGGCGUUGAAAACAAACCGUCGCCAUUACUCUUUAACCUGUCGACCUACGCUGAUUAAACCCGUCAUUCUGCCUCCAAAAUGCCGAAAAACUGUGUUGUUUUUGGUUGUACUAACCACAACAUGAAACAGGGAAAACAAAGGUCGUAUUUUGUUCUGCCAAAGCGUGAUAAAAGCCCACAGAGACGAGACAAAUGGCUCGCAGCUUUACACCGGGAAAACGAGGACGGUUCUCACUGGAGUCCCCCAAAGUCCCGGGUCGUGUGUUCGGAUCACUUCGUUUCUGGACGACCUGUAAAGAAUCCCAUGCACACUGAUUAUGCACCAUCCAUCUUACCUCAACUGCCACAGAGUGGAGAGAAGGCAUCCCAUAGGAUGGACAUUUACGAGCGACAUCAACUGACAACUUCAAAGCGUGAAUCGGCAGUAGUGAACCCCUUAACCACUGAUGCAGCAGACAGCUGUUGUGCGCCGGGAUGCAAGAACCAACGAGGAGAUGGGAAGGCGAGGGAAUUUUACCGUCUUCCCAAAGAUCCUGAAAGACGACAAAAGUGGGUUGCAAUCAUAAAUCGCGCCAGAAGCCAGUGGAAGAAAAGUGAGCCCUGGUGGGAACCCUCCGACAACGGAGUUCGUCUGUGUAGCGAACACUUCAUAUCAGGGAGAAAGAGUAACAACCAGAGGUCACCAGAUUUUGUGCCAGCAAUCUUUAAACAUGUGCCAUCCCCGCAGAAGAGGAGGAGGAGGAGGAGUGCAAGGCAAAGGCAGCUGGUUGUUUUCAACAGACGGCAGAAGAGCAAACACCAAGAAAUUAAUCAGGAAAGAAAAUCGCCCCCUGUAGCAUCAGCGGACGACUCUGUAACCGACACGGCCGACGAAGGCGGUCCCGUAGAAGUUGACAUUCCUAUAAGAGAAUCUCCAGAGACACCCCCCCACAACGAGCUUCCAUCCACUCCUGAUUAUCAGGAGAGCACAGCGACUCUGCCGUGUUAUAGCGAAGACUGUCAGAGACUCAUCCAAUCCCUGGAGUCAGAAUGUCAGGCUCUGAGGACUGAAAAUGAGUUGCUAAAAGACAAAAUGAACCGAGUUGAACUAAACGAGAUGACUCUGAAAAACGACGACGGAAAGGUGACCGCGCUCACCGGUCUGCCGACAUUUUCUGUCCUGAUGACGCUUUUUCACUUUGUGGCUCCUUUCCUUAACCCUGCGUCGUACCUGACGUCCUUUCAGCAGUUCAUGCUAACUUUGAUCAAGCUCAGACUUAACUUGUCUUUUGACUUUCUUGCCUAUUACUUUGCAGUGGAUUCGACCGCCGUUUCCCAGCUUUUCAACCGUUGUGUAAACGUCAUGGAUUGUCGGCUGGUGUCAAGCUUAGUCAAAUGGCCGGACAGGGAGUCUUUAAGAAAGUCUCUCCCGUGUGCAUUUCGGAACAGUCCCUUCGAAAAGACGGUGUGCAUUAUUGACGUUUUUGACAUAGUCUUAGAGAAACCAAGUAACUUGAUAAACAGUGCACUGUGUUACUCAGCAUACCAGUCAUGUUAUACCAUGAAAUACUUAUUAGCCAUUUGUCCACAAGGCUCAAUUUGCUUCCUUUCCAAUGGCCGGGGAGGUCGCAUAAGUGAUAAGUUAAUCAUAAAGCAAAGCAAGUUUUUAUGCAAUUUGCUUCCAGGUGACUUAGUCUUAGCCGACCGAGGUUUUAUCGUCGGUGAGAGUGAACAUUCCUAUCCAGCUGACAUUAGAAUCACAGCAUUAGCUCUUGGCAAAGGACAAUUGGAUCCCGUUGACUUGGGGGACACCGAGUGCCUGGCAACUCUCAGGAAACACAUUGAGAGCAUAAUUGGGGUUCUCCGUCAUAAAUACAGCAUUUUGCAAAGUACUGUCCCUAAAGGCUACACUCGCAUCGAUCAAGAAGGCAUGACUCUUCUCGACAAAAUUGUAAAUAUAUGUUGCGCGCUUACAAACGCCUCAGAAUCGGUGGUAUCUUUUCAGUAACUGCUUUAUUUAAGCAAAGGAACAUGUUGGUAUUAAGAAGGGUAGAUGAGUAGUUGCCACUGCACAUUCUCUCAAAAGUGGAUAUUUUGUUUUGUGUUUGUAAAUAAACAGAAAACUAAACAUAUCUGUUUCGCUUUUGACAAGAGAAACUAGUGUUUCACAGCCACCAACUAUAGCAGGGGUGUCAAACGUACAGCCCGAGGACCGGAUCAGGCCCGCGAACAGGUUUUAUCCGGCCCGUGGGAUGAGUUUGCUAAGUAUAAAAAUUAACCUGAAAUUUCUGAAUGAAAGAAACCGUUGUUCUAAAUGUGUCCACUGGAUGUCGCAAUAGCAAUUCUUUGUAUCUUUGUAGAUGAUGCUACAUAUGUACAAAAUAAACCACAUGUUAGUGCACCAGUCGAGGAAAUUGAGCAAACUACAUAAAUAGCAUCCUGUAAUUUAAUUUUGAUAUCAUUUUUUUAAUCUUGAUAGAUUGAAAAUUAACACCAAUGACUUGACUGAUGAACAUUAUCACAUAACGUAUUCAGAAAAUAUGACAAAGAGAAUACUAUUGACAUGUAAGUGUACUAAAAACCCAACAACAUUAUGAUUUGUACAUUUUCAGAAUCUACUUGUUCUAUUUUUAAACAAAGAAACCAAUCUGAAGUUGUCUUUAUUUUUAAGUUAUUGUGCCACGAUUUUACCAGUCCGGCCCAUUUGGGAGUAGAUUUUUUUCCAUGUGGACCCCGAUCUAAAAUGAGUUUGACACCCCUGAACUAUAGGUUUGAUACAAGGUUAUUCACCUUAGGGAUGUUCCGAUCUGGGUUUUAUGCUGCCGAUUCCAAUCGUCCAUGAGUGAGCUCGGCCGAUACCAAUCACAUGUAUCAGCUGUAAAUCUUUAAAAUGUAAGUGCUAUUGACAACAAUAUCAGCAUAAUAUUCAAACCACUUCCUUAUUCUCUUCCUCUGUGUGUAACAUGUUCAGCCUCAUCCUCCAGGGAUAAUGAUACUUUUGAUGCAAAUAAAUGCAGUUUAUUUGCCAUCUUAAAUAGUGGCCCUCACACUUGACCCCAGAAAACAUGCAUUGCACUACAAAACAUGCUCAUGUAGCCUUCAUUUUAUUAAAAAAAAAAAAAAAAAAUCAGCCCAUAUUGUUUUAUUCAUUUUUGUUUGGUAAGUUAAAGUGUUUUAUAUAUUGUGCUCCUGAGUUAAUGUUGCUGAUGUAUUUGCUAAAUUUAAUUUUCCAGUAUUAAAUGGUUCAAGUUGGUCAAAAAUGUUUUAUAAUUUAAAUAAGGAUUCCUUUUUUUUUAUUUCAGGCAAAUUUUCUGUUACAAACUAAAAAACAAUGCUAAUGAAGUUGUAAGUUUAUCUUUCCUUUUUCUUUUUUUUAACGCUACGAAUACAAUGUUAUGCAGAGGUGUACUUAUACCAAUUUUAUAGACAAAUUAUACUAUUUAUGGUCACGGUGGGGAGAGGAGGGGGUGCAAAAUGUUUUCUUCUUUCUCGGGGGGAGGGGCCUAACAAACUAAUUCAGAAGAACUGGUUUAGAGGAACGGCUCCACACUGUGUAUGGAGACACAAUUAGCUGGAGUACUACAAUUAAAUAGUGGUAUUCCAUUUGUGAUUGGCAAUAAAAUGCAUUAAUUGGCAAUGGCUAUCACAUUUCACAAAAAUUGUGCGAUACAUCCUUAAUUUACAUCACUAUUGACAAGGGUUGUACGAUGUACAGGUACUACUAAAGUACCGCGGUACUAUUAAAAAGGUACUAUACUGCCUUUGAAAAACACCGGUACUUUUUUUCAUGCGCUUGAUGUCAGCAUCAACACACGAACAGACCACUUGCAAGCAGAAACAAUGUGGAGAAAGAAGAGAGGAAAAUGCACGUAUUUUGGCUUAAAACUAACGAUAAAGGUGAAGCUAAGGACACUGAAGCGACGCUCUUUAAGUGGUCCUAGCUAGUAUCUAACGUUCGUCCACAAAGUGUUUUAGCUACUUCUAAAUAACUAAUCCUCGCCACCAUGGUGACAAAUAAACUACGUUUAUUCCCCGCAGGACGAGGAAUGGCUCAACAUGCUUCUUCACUAAGCACCGUAAAAGGAUACCAUAGCUCUUCGCUAACAGCAUGCUAGCACUCCUGAAUGUAAAAAUGGGUGGAUCGCCACAAAUAUAGCUUGUAACGAUACCAAGUACAAGAGCCUUAUAUAGUCGAUAUGAUUACAUGGAUAUAUUUUAUUAUCACAAAAUCUUUUGUUGAUAAACUCAGGAAAUUUUAAAUAUGACCAAUGUAUGACCCUGUAACUACUUGGUAUCGGAGCGAUACCCAAAUUUCUAGUAUCACCCAAAAUCUAUGUAAAGUAUCAAGGAACAGAAGAAUAGGUGCGUAUUGCAUUUUAACAGAAGUGUAGAUGGAACAUGUUGAAACAGAAAGUAAGGAGAUAUUAACAGUAAAUGAACAAACAGAUUAAUAAUCAAUUUUCUACCACUUGUCCCUCAUAAUUUAGACAAGUUAAUAAAAUGAGAAACAAUAUAUUACUGCAUACGUCAGCAGCCAAUUCAAGUUAAAGUACCACUGACAGUCACACACACUAGGUGUGGUGAAAUUACCCUCUGCAUUUGACCCAUCCCCUGCGGGGUGAGGGGAGCAGUGAGCAGCAGUGGUGGCCACACUCUGGAAUAAUUUUUUAGGAGGCUUUGUUACCGGUUUGCUUGCUUACUAGGAUGUUUACUAUGUUGUUUAAUGCAAAAACUGUUAUUUGAUUGCAAUAAGAAACAUAUGUUUAAUGUAGCAUAAGAUUUUCCGUUAUAAUAAAGGCAAUAAUGAUUUUUUUGUGGUCACCUUUAAUUUUGAAAAGUACCGAAAUAUAUUUUGGUAUCAAAACAACCCUAUCACUGACUUAUGUUGAUGUUCCUU